Messenger RNA from Dendronephthya gigantea, 2128 nucleotides. RefSeq lists its product as uncharacterized. The record is from RefSeq and is a predicted model, not a curated record. NCBI's taxonomy places the organism in Eukaryota, Metazoa, Cnidaria, Anthozoa, Malacalcyonacea, Nephtheidae. The transcript has 10 exons. The coding region runs from base 182 to 2128 and encodes 648 amino acids.
UUCUUACAGGUGCCGUAUUCCGCAAUGCACAAUUCGUCCGGUGUGGUUUCUAUUCUACAAUGACGAUGGCGAGUUGAUUAUCGACACCGCGAGUUCUAGUAAACCAAGAGAGUUCAUAUUUAUUGAAGGCGAAAAGGCUGUCAUCAAGUAUUAUGUGUUUGGUAUUCACCUGGAAAGUGGAAUGAAAAUUGUACCACUUGACAAAUCAAAGGUGUCCAUCGUCUCUAAAUGGAAAAGCACUGCUCGGCGAGUUCCAAAGCAGUCAGAACUUUACCUCGGCAGCAAAGCUAAACGUGAAUUUACUGGAAAGUAUUAUUUCAUGUAUCAUUUCGAAGAGGCAGACCCCAAAGUCGAAUUGGGAACGUACUCACAAAUGUUCAAUGUAGAAGUGCGUAAACCGCUUUCUAUAUCCCUGAGUCCACAAAGUAUUCACAUAUGUGAAUUUGAAGAAGGUACAAUUCGUCUCGCAACACACGGAGACUUCGAGGUUCUCACCCACGACAUCGAGUGGUCCUAUGCUUUCUUCAAACAUGAAACACCCACAGUUGUAACACUGAAGACAACAUUCAUUCGGAUCAGUGGAAAUGGAAGAGAGGCGCGUGUGAGUCGAGCAGCUUUUAUAUUUGUCAAAGUAAAUUGGAAACAUGGUCCAAAGACAGCUCAAGCCGUGGUGUUUGUCACAGGUAAACCACGGCUACAGAAUGUUUCCCCUCUAUUAGCUAUCAGUUUUCCUGGGGAAACGGUACGACUUGCACUAGCUACGGAUAGCCCUAAAACCAAACUCACAUGGAUCCACGAUGCGCAGAGAAUAGAAGAAAUUCCUGACCAACCUAACAUGGCGUUCUCCCAAAAGCGAACAGCCAAAGACAUAAUUUACGUGCUGACGAUCGACGAAAUCCUCACAGAACAAUUUGGAGUCUACACAGUUAAAGCUGUAAACAGUAGGAAUUGCAAACAUUCCAUAGAGUUCAUAGUUCACAAGGCAGUAGAGGAUACGAUUUAUCCAAAGAUAAAGGAAGAAGACGAAAGAAGUUCUAUUCGGUUAUCCAACAGGAGUCUAAUCAGAUUUAGAGCAAUCAUGGACUUCAUGCAGUCAGAUUGUUUAGAGACCAUAGGCCAAGAAACAAACAAGGAAAGUAACAACAGUUCACCCUCUUUGACAACGGACUAUAUGGAGAAGACACGACCGAAAAAACGAACGCUUAUCAAUAGACCUAUCAACAUCCAGGAACAUUUAUCAAAAAUAGAUCCAUACUGCAUAUCUCUUGAACACGCCAAGCCAUAUUUCCAACUGAAUUUUGGAAACCUGAUAAGAAUAAGAGCAAUUAGACUUGUGAAUGGUGAUGAUAAAGACAGUGAUAAAGAUUUUGGUUUACGGUUGAUGUACAGUAUUGAUGGAUGCAAAUGGAAGAUAUUUGGUGUGAGACGAAAGAUAGGACAAAAAAACGUGCCUGUCAAUCUGGUGGAGAAACUAAACUCGCAAUACGAAAGCAAAGUUUUUGGAAUUGAUGGUUCUCUCUACUGGAUUGGAAAUACCACUCUAUAUUUGGCAAAAAAAAUUCGUCUGGUCCCCGCCAAUAUACCAGCCUCAAAGAAGGAGACUUGCGUCAGAAUACGUAUCUACGGAUGCGCUGCAACAAUACUUGACAUACCAAAACGUGAACCUAUUUACCAAAAGCCUGCUGGUAUAAAAGUUAUUCUUGGGGUGCUUGGAGGUUUGGUUGGAACAAUAGGUGCUAUGGUUUUAUCCUGGUAUGCUUUCAAGAAUUGGAAGACAAUUGCCAGAUUGAUUACAGAAUGUUGGACAAAAAUAAGAUCAUACCUACUGAUUGAAUACAUUUAUGAAAGCUAUUAUGAAUAUGAAGAAGGAUAUUAUGAGUAUGAAGGUUUUUAUGAAUAUGAGGAAGGUUUUUAUGAAUACGAAGAAGGUUAUUAUGAAUAUGAAGCCUGUUAUGAUUCCUCAGAAUCAGAAGAACACAUUUACAGCGAGAUACCAAACCUAGAGCCUGUGCCAGACACAGUCACUGAGGGCCUUCCAGAACCCAACAAGACUGAUGAGAUUGAUGAGACUGAUAAGACCCCUGCAACUCAAGAAGAGUUAGAAACUCAAGAAGAGUUAGAAGCCUGA